Messenger RNA from Aspergillus homomorphus CBS 101889, 1263 nucleotides. RefSeq lists its product as uncharacterized. The record is from RefSeq and is a predicted model, not a curated record. Gene Ontology annotation, molecular function: protein binding. The transcript is spliced from 3 exons. The coding region runs from base 1 to 1263 and encodes 420 amino acids. NCBI's taxonomy places the organism in Eukaryota, Fungi, Ascomycota, Eurotiomycetes, Eurotiales, Aspergillaceae.
AUGGCUAGUGCUUCCAUCCUGAACCAUGUUGCUCCUGAGGAUAGAGAAGAGAUGGAGCGACUGAAGGGAAUUUAUUAUAAUGGCUGCAGAGGCUGCUUCAACUUUCCGUCUGAGGGUGUGGUCAGCAUGCAAUCUUGUUCCCAUGAUAAGGGCUUACUACCUCCGGAGAUUUACCUCGAGUUUGCGCAGCAUAUGGACAACAGGACCCUUGUAAGCUUCAGCCAGACUUGCAAGUUUCUACGGUCGAUGCUUCGGUCGAUGCUUUAUUCGAGAAAGGCCAUUCAAUCCGCACUGGUGAGGGUGAGGUUAAAGUUGUAUAAAGAGCUACUCGAGCUCCCUCCCGCCCCUGAAGAAAUUUAUCUUCAAGAUUUUCCCUACCCUGAUCCGCAAGAAGGUAGUUUACCUUUACGACACUUCAUCUCGCGGGCGGUCGGGAGAGGCCAUUUGCAUCUUGUUGCGAGGUAUAUUUCGCUCGGUCUGGAUCCAAACGUCCGCUCUCUGGGCGGUUGGAGCUUGCUGCCAGCUGCUUUGAUCUAUGACCAGUUGGACAUGGUGCCAGUAUUGUUGGGCCACCCUGACAUUGACCUAGAGCUUCAGUUUCGGGAAGAUCCCUAUGUGUCGGACGGGCAUUUGCCCCUGUUAAACCUUAUAUUGUGCUAUGGCCGAGACCGGACAGGGGGCCUUCUCGACCCUGUCGUUCGUAUGUUGAUACUAUCCCGGGGAGCGAGACUCGUAUACCCCGACGUCGCGUUCGCAUAUAUCAGUUCCAGCCCAGAUCGCCUGGAGCUGUUGAGACUAGCACUAGACAAUGACGCCAACUUCGAGGCUUUGCGGCCUUUGGACCUUGCCCGUGAUGCUGCAAAGCAUGCUGCUUGCCAGCCAGACCCGAGAUAUCUCGAGAUGGUCAUAAUCACUUUUCCAUGGGUCAUGGAUUGGUUCACUUGCCCGAAUAUCCCUGAUUCGCUGCAAAGCAGGUACAAUCCACUGGUUGAGGCUCAUGAGCAAAGAGAUUGGGACCAGCUGCUUAAGCUCCUUGAAGAGUACCUCCUCUUACCCUUCUAUUUUCUAAAGUUAGGUCAUUACAGCAAGGCCUGCUGGCCCAAUGGUAAGGCGCUUGACUACGAAUCAAGAGAUUGCAGGUUCGAGCCCUGCUGUGGCGAGGAUGAGGGAUCCAGCACAGGCUGGCCUCGCACUCCUGUCCCUGUCCUAGAUGCGAUGAGUGGUGCAACGGGCCGGGCUCGUAUCACUGGGAGGCAGCAUUGA